AUGUGGGGACGAUCCGUGAAGAUGGAAUGGAAGAUCUCUGAGGCAGAAGGAGCUCCGUCAGAGGAAAGUCAGAGGACGCAGGCCCAGGAGGUUGCCCGAGAUGCCCUGUCAAGUGGCAGUGAAGAGAUGUUGUCAAGCUGUUGUCGUCUUUUCAGAGGAGUGAAACCGUCUGCUCCAAAUCUGGUCCAGCCUCCCUUUUCCUUUGAGGAGGUGGCCGUGUGUUUCACCGAGGCCGAGUGGGCCUUGCUGGCUCCUGGCCAAAGAGCUCUCUACAGGGACGUCAUGCUGGAGAACUACGGGAGCGUGGCCUCUCUGGGAGCAGAUGUCGAGGAGACAGCUGGGGAAUUCCAGGGGUUCUCUUUGGAAAAAGUCAAGAAUGAAGAUGCCGACGGACACUUCAGAGAUGGAGAUGGACCCCAGAGGCUGGAGGGAAGCCAAGCAGCAGGGGAUGAUCAGAGGAAUGAGAAGGAUGACAAACUGCAUCUUGUAUCACCAGAUGAAGUCAAAAAUGAAGGCUUGAGCGGAAACUUCAGAAACCAAGCUGGACCUAAGAGGCAGGAAAGAAGCCACAUCAUCCAGAAGAGGGGUAAACCUAUUCCUUGCCAAGGGGGGGAUUUCCAAGAAGUAAUGCACACAGUGAAGGAAACAUACAAGUGCUUGGUGUGUGGAAUGAACUUCUCAGAUCAACCCCAGUAUAAUGUCCAUUUACAAAUGCACAGUGGAAAAAAGACCCAUCGAUGGCUGGAGUGUGGAAAGACCUUCAAAUACAGAUCGAAGCUCCUUGUACACCAAAGAAUCCACAGAGGAGAGAAGCCUUUUGAAUGCUCAGAGUGUGGGAAGAGAUUCAGUCGUAGUGGCAGUCUUCAAGAACAUCAAAGAACCCACACAGGGGAGAAGCCAUUUGAAUGCUCAGAGUGUGGGAAGAGAUUCAGUCGUAGAGGCAGUCUUCAAGAACAUCAAAGAACCCACACAGGGGAGAAGCCAUUUGAAUGCUCAGAGUGUGGGAAGAGAUUCAGUCGUAGAGGCAGUCUUCAAGAACAUCAAAGAACCCACACAGGGGAGAAGCCUUUUGAAUGCUCAGAGUGUGGGAAGAGAUUCAGUCGCAGUGGCCACCUUAAAACCCAUCUAAGAACCCACACAGGGGAGAAGCCUUUUGAAUGCUCAGAGUGUGGGAAGAGAUUAAGUCGCGGUGGCACUCUUCAAGAACAUCUAAGAACCCACACAGGGGAGAAGCCUUUUGAAUGCUCAGAGUGUGGGAAGAGAUUCAGUUGCAGUGGCCGUCUUCAAACCCAUCUAAGAACGCACACAGGGGAGAAGCCUUUUGAAUGCUCAGAGUGUGGGAAGAGAUUUAGUUACAGUUGCCACCUUCAAAUUCAUCUAAGAACCCACACAGGGGAGAAGCCUUUUGAAUGCUCAGAGUGUGGGAAGAGAUUCAAUCGCAGUGGCCACCUUCAAACCCAUCUAAGAACCCACACAGGGGAGAAGCCUUUUGAAUGUUCAGAGUGUGGGAAGAGAUUCUGUGCCAGUAUCUCUCUUCAAAGACAUCUAAGAACCCACACAGUGGAGAAGCCGUUUGAAUGCUCAGUGUGUGGGAAGACAUUCAGUGAGAGUAGGUCUUUUCAAACUCAUCUAAGAACCCACACAGGGGAGAAGCCUUUCAAAUGUUCAGAGUGUGGGAAGAGAUUCAGUGACAGUAGCGCUCUUCAAACUCAUCUAAGAACCCACACAGGGGAGAAGCCUUUUGAAUGCUCAGAAUGUGGGAAGAGAUUCAGUCAGCGUGGUAACCUUCAAACCCAUCGAAGAACCCACACAGGGGAGAAGCCUUUUGAAUGCUCAGAGUGUGGGAAGAGAUUCAGUCGCAGUAGCACUCUUCAAACUCAUCUCAGAACCCACACAGGGGAGAAGCCUUUUGAAUGCUCAGAAUGUUGGAAGAGAUUCAGUCACAGGAGCACUCUUCAAACUCAUCUAAGAACCCACACAGGGGAGAAGCCGUUUGAAUGCUCAGUGUGUGGGAAGAGAUUGAGAGACAGGAGCACUCUUCAAACUCAUCUAAGAACCCACACAGGGGAGAAGCCGUUUGAAUGCUCAGUGUGUGGGAAGAGAUUGAGAGACAGGAGCACUCUUCAAACUCAUCUAAGAACCCACACAGGGGAGAAGCCGUUUGAAUGCUCAGUGUGUGGGAAGAGAUUGAGAGACAGGAGCACUCUUCAAACUCAUCUAAGAACCCACACGGGGGAGAAGCCUUUUGAAUGCUCAGAGUGUGGGAAGACAUUCAGAGACAGGAGCACUCUUGAAACUCAUCUAAGAACCCACACGGGGGAGAUGCCUUUUGAAUGCUCAGAGUGUGGGAGGAGAUUCAGUCGCAGAAAUUAUGGUCGCAUCCAGACCACCACUCCUUUGAUCAAUGGAAUACCUUGA
Gekko japonicus is the source of this 2418-nucleotide messenger RNA. RefSeq names its product oocyte zinc finger protein XlCOF6-like. Gene Ontology annotation, cellular component: nucleus. The annotation marks the transcript as partial. Gene Ontology annotation, molecular function: RNA polymerase II cis-regulatory region sequence-specific DNA binding; DNA-binding transcription factor activity, RNA polymerase II-specific. The transcript is spliced from 8 exons. Gene Ontology annotation, biological process: regulation of transcription by RNA polymerase II. Lineage: Eukaryota; Metazoa; Chordata; Lepidosauria; Squamata; Gekkonidae. The record is from RefSeq and is a predicted model, not a curated record.